AUGGAACGUGAAAAACAAGACAGUGAAGUUAGCAACGAUGAGAAUGAAGAUAGAGAUAGAUUGCCAUCACUGAAGCCAGGGUAUUGGACUUGGGAUGAAGCUACGCAUGGCAUAGUAUUUAUUCCCUUUACAGAAAAGGAAAAACCACAGACUUUAGAACCUACAGCUGCAGUGUCUGUUAGUUCCGUUGCUCAAGUUAAAGAUACCACGUUUAAAUAUAUCUUUGGCAGUGCAGCUAUAGCGAAAUUCAGCAAAUAUUGCGAACGAAAAGCAAAACCGGGUGCUCCAAAUGUAGUGAUAUUACAAGACUGUAAAGAUGUAGCGCUGUAUUCAUGCGAAGUUAAACUGUUGUCACCAGAAUUUAUAAUGCUGUUCCAUUCAAAAGUGAUUGACAAAUUCUUACGUUCGUUAAUUGUGUAUUUUCAAUAUUAUUUACAGAUCUGGAACAAACUACACUUUAGAAGAGUGGAAGCCGCGCGAAAAUUACGUCAACCCAGUGUAGCAAUCUGGGAGAAUAAUCUUCGAGACGAUUUGGCAGAUCUCAGAAGCAUGGUAGCUAGAGAUUAUUCCGCUAUAUUGAUAGGAGUCGACGACGCCAGCAAAUUCCAUCAUAUGAAAGGUGAAAACAAUCUUUCUUUGUCCGAUAAAGACCGAAGGCGUUUUGAAUUUCUGUUUAAAAUGGCGAUCAGGGUGGUUUGGAUUGCUUUGAAGAAGAGACAUCUGGCCCUUAUUGAGAAAGAACUUGACAAACUUAUAAGGACUAUUAAUUUUAGUCCGUCUGAACAUAGCGAGUUGAAACGUGAACUUUACGUAGCACUACCGGGAGAAGAACAAAUUUUGCGAGGAAGGGCGUUUCGAGAGGAACAGAAACUACUUCACAGAUCUCCAUGUAUACAAGAACUUAUUCGCCAAGAUCACGAUUAUAGAUUGCUAGCGAUAGGUAUUACCGAUGUCGAAGAUCGCGUUGAAAGAAUAACUUAUCUAGAAAUAGCAUAUACAGCUCCCGAAGAACUAUUACAAGAUCUGAAUGUAGGACUUGGUUUACUAGGUGUUCCUAGAAAGUUUCUGGAUCCUUUGUUAAACGAAGACUUACAGUCUACAAAAAAACGUAGUUCAAUUAUGAAACCAAUUCCCGAUUUUGCUAUUCCACCUUUUACUCCGUACGACCAGUCCAAAAUACAAGAUACAUUGAGGAUGAGACCAUGCCGAUAUCAAGAAUCUGAGACAGCUGCAAAUGCUAGAAUAGAUCAAUGCAACAUGUGGCUAGAUUACGUAAAGGGACAGGGCCAGUUCAGUCGUCGUGGAUCAUCAAUUUCUAAAGCAGAGAAACAAUCUAUUUAUUCCAGGAGACACUCAAAGAAAAAUUAG
Molecule: messenger RNA, 1368 nt
Organism: Psylliodes chrysocephalus
Lineage: Eukaryota; Metazoa; Arthropoda; Insecta; Coleoptera; Chrysomelidae
Source: the annotation of a GenBank genome assembly